CGACUAAAGGGAAACGAAACAGUACCAGCAAAAUCAAAAACUUUGCGUAAGACUUUGAAAUAGGAAGAUAAAGGCGACUCCGUUGUCGACUAAAAUAGAGGCGCGAGAAUAAAUACCUGACAAUUCAGGUGGAAUAGCGGAUCGUAUCGCAACAAAAAUAUGUCGAGGAAGAACCUCCACUUCUUCAUUGGAUUCCUUGUGUGCCUGGCAAUCAAAGGUAAUURCCAUGUGGUCGGAUUUUCCACAACAACGUUAUCUCCUUUGCWACCAAAAACAAUAAUGCCGUCAUCGAAGAAAACCACAAUACGAAUCGUCCCCGACGAGCGCUCUGUUUUGUCACAACUAUUUUUGAGUAGCAAAGAAGACACGGUGUCCACUCCAUCCGAUUCUAACAGAAACAGUUCGAAUGAAACGACCCUUCCUUCCGAGUAUUUCGAACCUUCCGCGUCACCUGCGAUCCGCGAUUCUGCUGCAACCAGGGAAACGGAAGCCGGAGGCAUCCGAGAAAUGCUCAAAAACAGUGUUUUUCUGGGCAUCGAUCCGACACCGGAUGUGGUGGCGAUUGCCACCAUCUACUUUGUAGAAGGGGCUCUGGGCUUGGCACGAUUGGCCCAAAAAUUUUUGCUGAAGAAUGAGCUCCACCUGGGUCCGGCGGAGCUGAGCGCGCUGACGGGAGUUUUUACGCUCCCCUGGACAAUAAAACCGCUCUACGGAUUCCUGUCAGAUGGCUUCCCCCUCUUUGGCUACCGGAGGCGCUCUUACCUGGUCCUGGCAGGCAUGACGGGGUGUCUCUCGUAUUCUGCUGUCGGCAGCAACUUCUGGGGCUUAUUGGGAGACGAGAUCUCCCUGACCACCACCGUAGCGGCCCUGGUUGUCAGCAGCGCCUGUAUCGCGGUCAGCGACGUGGUGGCCGACGGAAUCGUCGUCCAAAAGACGCGGGAAUCGGCCGACACCGAUCCCGCCCUGGCCGGGGGAUUGCAGAGUUUGUGCUGGGGGAGUGCUGCCUUGGGUGGAUUGCUCUCGGCUUACUUUUCUGGUUCGCUGCUGGAAGUCAUGAAGCCCCAGGASGUCUUUGCCCUCACGGCUGCUCUUCCCUUUUUGGUAGCCACGAUUGGCCUGUUGAUCGAUGAAGAACGUGUGUCGGAGAGCACUUCUUCAGUCACCUCAAACAAUGAUGCAGUGGCAACGAUAGAUGGURUCAAUCACAAUGAUCCUUUUGCGGGUGUCAARUCACAGAUCAGCYYUCUUGUGGAAGCCAUCAAAAAACCAGAAAUCUACAAACCGGCAGCGUUCAUCUUYUUGUGGAGGUCGACACCGACGAGUGAGGGUGCAAUGCUGUUCUUUCUGACGGACGACUUAGGAUUCGGUCCCGAAAUCCUUGGAAGAGUUAGUUUCAUCGCUGCUGUUUCUUCUCUCUUCGGGGUUUUGCUCUACAACAACUACCUAAAAAGCAAAAGURUCAAGGACAUUUUGUUUUGGUCAACCAUCGUUUCCUUUCCCCUCGGGCUGUUGGAUCURGUUUUGAUCAGCCAUGCCAAUCGAGCCGUUGGAAUCCCCGACACCUGGUUCGUCUUUGGGGACGACGUGGUUCUGAGUGUCCUUGGGGAGAUCGCCUUUCUUCCUACCCUAGUACUGGCCGCCCGCUUGUGCCCGAAGGGAGUAGAGGCCGUCCUGUUUGCCACCCUCAUGUCUAUCAACAACGGUGCGGGCACGCUGGGAACGGAGGUCGGGGCUUUCCUGACGAAAGCUCUGGGGGUGACUGAGAGCAAUUUUGACAACCUGGGACUCCUGAGCUUUGUGUGCAAUCUGACGUCUCUCUAUCCCCUUCUCUUUAUCGGUUGGCUGGACGGUGUGGGCUCCGUCUCGGAACAAGAGAUCGAAGAGGAAGCAGCUGCCGCAGCGGUGGGUGCCAUCGAUACCGAUGCGGUCUGAGUGCGGUAUAAGGUACAGCAUAGUAUUCUUUUUGUUGAAUUGCUGUCCGAUUUACAGGUAGAGAAGAUAAGAUCGUGAUCCAAACCGUAAACCGUAUGGUGUUUCUUUCUCUUUCUUCGAAUACUAGACUGAAAGUGUCUGGUGUCGACAAGUACUAUAAAUUUUACUCUGAGCG
Pseudo-nitzschia multistriata is the source of this 2107-nucleotide messenger RNA. The record is from the annotation of a GenBank genome assembly. NCBI's taxonomy places the organism in Eukaryota, Bacillariophyta, Bacillariophyceae, Bacillariales, Bacillariaceae.